Molecule: messenger RNA, 1155 nt
Organism: Cetraspora pellucida
Lineage: Eukaryota; Fungi; Glomeromycota; Glomeromycetes; Diversisporales; Gigasporaceae
Source: the annotation of a GenBank genome assembly
AUGGAAUUUUCAGAAAAUCACUUGGGGAAUGACCUUCGGUUAACAUGUGAUUGUCAGCAACCUGCUGUAAGAAAGAUCGCAGGUCCCACGGCUAGAAAUCCUGGAAAACCUUAUUAUGUCUGCAAUCAAGAAAAUCGCUGCCAAUUUUUCGAGUUUGAAGAAAAAUCAAUAGAAAGGCUUCGAAAUCUUGGGGUAAUUAACGACAGUAAUCCCUCUCCCUUGCUCUUUAAUAUGAAUCAACCAAAUGUAGUCACGCGUUCCUCUGUCAAAAGGAAAGCCACUAGCGACGAUGAUGAUGAGAUUAGUUUUUGGACUAGUGCUCCCAAGAAUAAGGAUGCAGGACGUAGCUUGUUUGAGAACAAGGAUAAAACCAGGUCAGCACCAAAUGUCAUACAUUUUCAACAUACAUCACCUGGAUCUGGUAAUGGCUGUGGCAUGAAGCAUGAUCAUAAAUCUAUGGAAUUGUCAAGAGCUAUCACCGAACACAUGAGUCGACAAGAUCGACUGUUGUUAGCAUCUAAUAAACGAAUUAAGUUUUUAUUGGAUGAAUGGAACAGCUCUAAAGAUGAAAUAAAGCGCCAGAAACAAGAAAUAGAAUAUUUAAGGAAUAGAGUUCAAGAAAUGGAAAAUGACCAUUCUUCAAUUUCCCAGACGUACGCAAAUGAAUUAUACAAAAAUAGGAUAGAUCUAGUUUCCUCAAAUGCGUACAAUACUCAACUUCUUAAAGAGAUUGAAACUUUGAAAAAUUCGAAAGACCGACUUUCACAAAUAGUGUUGCGUUAUGAAAAACAAUUUGCGGAUGAUAAUGAACAAAUAAACAAUCUUGUCACUCAAAACAAUCAUUUGGCGGAUGCUAACAGAUGUUUAAUUCAACAAUGUUCGCUCACAAAUUCUCAGCCUACUAACUUUCAAGAUACUCAAGAAUUUAAAAGGCUCAGCGAAGAAAUUUUGAGCUUGAGAAGUCAUAUUUUGGAACUCGAGAAGAGUAAUGAUCUUUUAGGAAGAAGCAACGUCACCUGUCGUAAUGUUGGAAAUUUGGAAAUUGAUUCUGUCACGGCUACUAACGAAUACUCAAAUAAUGCUGUAAAGUUGGGUAUAGAUAAUAAUGUUAAGUAUGAGCCGAUUGAUUUAAAAUUUAGACCACUCGAAGAAUAG